AUGUCCAUGCCCAUGGCGAGUACUACUCGAGCAGUUAACAACCUGACCAACACGAACGGAAACGCAAACAAACAACUCUAUCACCAAACAUUCGAUUCGCCAGCAAGAUCUACGAUGACUGCGACGACGGCUACCAACUCCAAUGGCAACUCCGCUAGAGAUGAAUCUACUAUCGUCGGCCUGCACUACAAGAUCGGCAAAAAAAUAGGAGAAGGCUCUUUUGGUGUUCUAUUUGAAGGUACCAAUAUGAUUAACGGCGUGCCCGUCGCGAUAAAAUUCGAGCCCAGAAAGACGGAGGCCCCUCAGUUGAGAGAUGAAUAUAAGACGUAUAAAAUUCUUAACGGUACUCCCAAUAUCCCGUACGCGUACUACUUUGGUCAAGAGGGUCUGCACAACAUCUUAGUCAUUGAUCUUUUGGGUCCGUCUUUAGAGGACUUGUUUGAUUGGUGUGGGAGAAAGUUUUCCGUGAAAACAGUUGUUCAGGUUGCUGUGCAGAUGAUCACUUUAAUUGAAGACCUGCACGCUCAUGAUUUGAUAUAUCGUGACAUUAAGCCGGACAAUUUCUUGAUUGGAAGGCCCGGCCAACCUGACGCGAAUAGCAUCCAUUUGAUUGACUUUGGUAUGGCCAAGCAAUAUCGUGACCCAAAAACCAAGCAGCACAUCCCGUACAGAGAGAAAAAAUCUUUAAGCGGCACUGCCAGGUAUAUGUCAAUCAACACUCAUCUGGGGAGAGAACAAUCCAGAAGAGAUGAUAUGGAGGCUCUCGGUCAUGUUUUCUUUUACUUUUUGAGAGGUCACUUGCCCUGGCAGGGCUUAAAGGCACCAAACAACAAGCAGAAAUACGAAAAGAUCGGUGAAAAGAAAAGGUCUACGAACGUUUACGAUUUAGCCCAGGGUUUACCCGUACAGUUUGGUAGGUACUUGGAAAUUGUCAGAAGUCUCUCCUUUGAGGAAUGUCCCGAUUAUGAAGGCUACAGAAAACUGUUACUAUCUGUAUUGGAUGAUUUAGGCGAAACUGCGGAUGGCCAGUAUGACUGGAUGAAACUGAACGAUGGUCGGGGCUGGGAUCUAAACAUAAACAAGAAACCAAACCUACAUGGAUACGGCCAUCCUAAUCCACCCAAUGAAAAAUCAAGAAAACAUAGAAAUAAACAGCUUCAAAUUCAACAGCUUCAGCAGCAACAGCAACAGCAACAACAACAACAACAACAACAACAACAACAACAACAACAACAACAGCAGCAGCAGCAGCAGCAGCAGCAACAGCAUGAUCAGAGAAAUGAAGCCGAUUUGCGCAAUUCUCAGUACAAGCCAAAACUGGACCCAACUUCCUAUGAAGCAUACCAGCAUCAAACCCAACAGAAAUACUUACAAGAACAGCAAAAGAGACAACAGCAACACCAGGAGCAACAUCAAGAGCAACAAUUUCAACAGCAACAACACCAAGAGCAACAGCAGCAACAGCUACGCGUUACAGGUCAACCUCAACCUCAACCUCAAUCUGAACCCCAGGCGCAACCUCAAUAUCAGCAGUUUGGUGCUGCACGUUACCAACAACAACAACUACCUUCCACUGCUCUAAAAGGUCCUCAUCAGCAGCGAAAUGAUAACAAUUCAAGUUUGGCCUCCUCUCAUAACGGCUUUUUCCAAAAAUUAGGUUGCUGCUAG
Saccharomyces mikatae IFO 1815 is the source of this 1668-nucleotide messenger RNA. It is a transcript of the gene YCK1, whose product is annotated as serine/threonine protein kinase YCK1. Gene Ontology annotation, cellular component: cytoplasm; nucleus. Gene Ontology annotation, molecular function: ATP binding; protein serine/threonine kinase activity. Bases 1 to 1668 code for a protein of 555 amino acids. The record is from RefSeq and is a predicted model, not a curated record. NCBI's taxonomy places the organism in Eukaryota, Fungi, Ascomycota, Saccharomycetes, Saccharomycetales, Saccharomycetaceae. The transcript has a single exon. Gene Ontology annotation, biological process: peptidyl-serine phosphorylation; endocytosis; signal transduction.